Penicillium daleae is the source of this 1851-nucleotide messenger RNA. Its product is annotated as RibD family protein. The record is from RefSeq and is a predicted model, not a curated record. Bases 1 to 1851 code for a protein of 616 amino acids. Lineage: Eukaryota; Fungi; Ascomycota; Eurotiomycetes; Eurotiales; Aspergillaceae. Gene Ontology annotation, biological process: riboflavin biosynthetic process. Gene Ontology annotation, molecular function: 5-amino-6-(5-phosphoribosylamino)uracil reductase activity. The transcript has 2 exons.
AUGGACGAUGUUCCCCCCCGCGCAUCGGACUCGAGCGCGUCGGCGGAUACAGUAAGAAGUGGCUCGAUCUCCCCGCACGAGGACGGACAUACUGGCGAUGUCGUGGAAACCCGCAACCAAGAGGCCCGGCCGCCUCCAAACACUAUACGAGAGGAUACAAUGGACGAAGACACCCCAUCCGAACCUAUCAUAGCCCCCAUCAACCUGUCCAGCGCGUUGGCAAAACAAGCACAACAAGGAAACACCCAUGAGUCUAUGCCACAAAGUACCACGACCGAGCUUAGUGGAGCUGAGACUAGGACCUCUGGUAUGCAAGCAGCUCAAAGCAUGUUCGACAACCCGCCAAACCUUGCACGGAUUCGCCGAGUUCUGUUCGAGUGCAAAGACCCAAUCGAGAUCAGCCUGGAGGAAUUCGAAACAUAUUGGCCGUUUAUCGACAAUGUAUGGGUUAAACAGAGGACCAAUGCUAGCAAAGAGGGCCACUGCACCACAGACUACUACAUGUGUCGGCUACGACGCCCAACCCAUCGCACAUCCGAAACUCGUCCGCUGCCGGAGGGGAAACGUCCCCGGAAGAAACGCGUGCGAGAGGGGGGCCUCUGCAAUUUCCAGAUCAAAGUGGUCCGGUUUGAUGGCGCAUAUACCACGGUUACCAUUGCGAGAACGCCUGGAAGUGGUAGCGUUCAUUCCCAUGAGUUGGACUAUAUCGACCAUGUCAAGCGCAACUCGGGACUGAUGGAAUUCGCACGCAGAGAGUCUGUCAAGGGCUAUCUGCCUUCCUCUAUUUAUACCAAAUUCCAGGAGGAACCAGAGAAGCUGAAUGAAGCUGGAGGGCGGUUCCUCACCGUGACGGACGUGCGCAACGUCUCCGCCAAGUGGCGCAUUCAAAACCCCGAAGUCAAGCUUAUUCCCCAUGAUGGGUAUCAGCUGGUCAAGGGCCACGGGAUUGUCAAAUCCGCGAACGCUGUCAAUACCAAUGAAGCUGUACCGACCCAACCCAACCCGCCGACCUCAUCCUCUCAUCUACCGCCGGACACGUUAUCCUUCCCCAGUUUCGCUCUAGACUUCUUACAGCCCUAUUUACCUAAUCACGCCGAAAGACGCGAACUGCCUCAUGUCACACUGUCCUAUGCUUCAUCCAUGGACUCCAAAAUUUCUCUUCUGCCGGGCAUGCAAACGGUACUAUCGGGACCUGAGGCCAAGCUCAUGACUCAUUAUCUUCGCUCCCGCCACGAUGCGAUCCUCAUUGGAGUUGGCACCGUCCUUGCCGACAACCCGGGGUUGAAUUGUCGCCUCGAAGGAGCUGGCGGCUUUGGGGGACUUGGUCGGAUGUGGCAGCCUCGUCCUGUGGUCAUUGACCCCAUGGGUCGCUGGCCUAUACACCCGGAAUGCCGCAUGCUUCGAACGGCCGUGGAGGGUAAAGGCAAAGCUCCGUGGGUUGUUGUAUCGCCCGGAGCCCAGAUCAAUCCUCAAAGGCUGAUGAUGCUCAAGGGGUACGGUGGUGACUUCCUCCGAAUCGUGGAAUACAAUCAGAACUGGCGAUUACGGUGGGAAGCUGUCCUACGAGCCCUUGCUUCAGAAGGCAUCAAGAGUGUCAUGAUCGAAGGUGGUGCUACAGUCUUGAGCGAGCUCUUGAACCCGGAGUAUACCAACUUCAUUGACUCGAUCAUUGUGACGGUGGCACCCACCUAUCUUGGUCGGGGGGCUCCUGAUUCCAAGCUGGACCAAGAGGGCAAGCCCAAUGCAGCGUUGAACCCUCGCGAUGUGAAAUGGACACCGCUGGGCCAGAAUGUCAUUAUGUGUGGCAAUAUUCGACAACGUGAGCCUGAGCGACCAGAAGAUGCUGUAUGA